This is a messenger RNA of Hyphopichia burtonii NRRL Y-1933, 2876 nucleotides long. Its product is annotated as small oligopeptide transporter. The record is from RefSeq and is a predicted model, not a curated record. Gene Ontology annotation, molecular function: oligopeptide transmembrane transporter activity. Lineage: Eukaryota; Fungi; Ascomycota; Pichiomycetes; Serinales; Debaryomycetaceae. The transcript has a single exon. The coding region runs from base 144 to 2660 and encodes 838 amino acids. Gene Ontology annotation, biological process: transmembrane transport.
UACUUUUUUGCCUAUUUGACAUUCUAUUGGCUUAUUUUGAAAGAUGAUACGAUCCGAUCAGAUAAUGCUGAUGGAGCGUUGUCUAUUAUUUAUACUCUGGGAAAUCUUUUUUGGAACUUAAGGUAUUGUCUACCCUUUAAAAAAUGUCUGACGAAAAGAUCGAAGAUAAAACUGAAUUCACUCACUCGACGUACCAGGCAGACUAUAGACAAGUUUUGUACGAGAAAUUGGGACAUGCUGAUGUUCUUGACUCAAAAAUAGAAGACGUCGAAUAUAUUUAUGCUAAAACUGUCGAGUUGUCUCUUGAUAAAUCAAUCGAAAUAUUGAAAAAUUGUCUUGAGUACCAUGAAGGUGAUCCUAAUUUCCCUUUAGAAGAUUAUGAAUUAAUUGAAAAGUUGGUUGAAGGUUGUGAUGUUGAUCUGUGCUAUGAUGAUUACGUUUUUCAGGUAAAAAUGUACGCUGCGCUCAACGAAUACCAUUCGCCAUAUCCAGAAGUAAGAGCAAUAAGCUCUCCCCGUGAUGAUCCAGCUCUACCUUGUGAAACUUUCAGAGCCUACUUAUUAGGUAUUUUUUGGUGUCUAGUUGGUACCGGAGUAAAUGAAUUAUUUUCAAGAAGAAAUCCUUCCAUCUCAAUUUCGGCAUCGGUUUGUCAAAUGUUAAUGUAUCCAAGUGGGCUAAUCCUUGAACGUAUCUUACCAGAUUGGGGGGUCACCAUUUUUGGGACUAGACAUUCUUUAAACCCUGGGCCUUGGAACUACAAAGAGCAAAUGUUCGCUACCGUUAUGUUUGACAUUGCAAUUGGUGGUAUGUACGUUGGUUAUAAUUUUUAUGUAGAAAAAUUGAAAAUUUUCUAUGGUAACACUUAUAUUACUAUUGGUUAUCAAAUUUUAAUAUCCUUGGCUACCCAAUUAUUUGGUUUGGGAUUUGCUGGACUACUUCGAAGGAUAGUCAUUUAUCCUGUUAGAGCUGUUUGGCCAACAAUUUUGCCAACGCUUGCUCUUAACAGAGCUUUAUUAACAAAAGAAAAGAAGGAAGUUAUCAACGGCUGGAGCAUAACCAGAUACCGUCUAUUCUUCCUCUUGUUUGCAAUUUCUUUCGUUUAUUUAUGGUUCCCAAAUUUUAUCUUUCAAGCGUUAAGUUAUUUCAAUUGGAUGACUUGGAUUGCACCCGAAAACUUCAAUCUUACAACAAUAACUGGCUCAAUGCAAGGUUUGGGCCUUAACCCGAUCACUUCAUUUGAUUGGAACUUUGUUGGUUAUUGGCUUCCUUUAGCAUUUCCAUUUUAUACUUAUAUGAAUAUGAUGAUUGGUAUGUUUAUUGGAUUCAUAAUUAUCGUCGCCAUGUAUUACAGCAACUAUAAGUGGACUGCUUAUUUACCAAUUAAUGAUAAUAAUGUUUAUACAAAUACUGGGGAGUUGUACUCGGUAAAAUCCAUUUUAAGCAAGAGUAAGUUUGAUCUUAAAAAAUAUAAAGAAUAUGGCCCUCCAUAUUUAACUGCUGGUAAUUUAUUGGUUUAUGGUGCAAAUUGCGCAUUAUACACCUUUAUGAUUCCUUACGUAUUCUUUACUGAAAGAAAAGGUCUUUGGAACUCUGUUAAAUCUUUAAAGGAAAUAAAAAAUCUCAAGUCUUCAGAGUUCAAGCAUUUCAAUGAUCCUCAUUCAAGAAUGAUUCUUAAAUAUAAAGAAGUCCCAGAUUGGUGCUUUUUUGUAAUAAUGAUUGUCGCUUUUGUUUUUGCAGUAUUAGCAGCAGAAGUUUAUGCUACCGAUACUCCAGUGUGGGGAAUUGUAUUAAUGAUUGGUAUAAAUGCUGUAUUUGUAAUUCCCUUAUGUGUCAUUUACGCCGUCACUGGUUAUUACUUCAAUCUCGAAGUCUUCGUGGAAUUAAUAAUUGGUUAUGCCUUACCCGGAAACUCAAACGCUUUUAUGGGUUUAAAGGCCUUGGGUUAUAAUAUUACCGGUCAAGCACUGCAAUACGUUUAUGAUCAAAAAAUGGCCCAUUACGCCAAAGUACCUCCAAGAGCCGUUUUCCGGGGUCAGUUGUUUGGUACUAUAUUCCAAAUAAUUGCUUCGUUGUGUGUAAUUAACUGGGAAAUCUAUGAUUUAAAAGGUAUUUGUACCGAAGAUCAGCCAAAUAAAUUCACUUGUCCGAGUGAAACAUCUUAUUACUCGUCUUCUGUGUUUUGGGGUGUUAUUGGGCCAAAGCGAGUUUUCAACAAAUUAUAUCCGAUAUUGCCCUACUGCUUCUUGAUAGGAUUCAUUUUAGCAAUAAUCUGUCUUUUAAUCAGACAUUAUUUCUUCAAACAAACCCGUUGGUUCCAACCUGCUGUAAUAAUAGGUGGUCUUUUUAACUAUGCCCCAUUCAACUUGAGUUACUUUAUCCCUGGUUUUUAUGUCUGUUUUGCGUUCAACCAUUAUAUAAAGAAAAAGUAUACUGCUUGGUGGGAAAAGUAUACCUACGUUAUAUCUUCUGCUCUUGACGCAGGUGUAGCUCUAGGUGGAAUUAUUAUAUUUUUUGCGGUUCAAUAUAAAGAAGUGAGCAUCAAUUGGUGGGGUAACUCUGUUUCUUAUUCUGGUACAGAUGCCGGAUUAUUCAAAACUUCUUUGAAAGAUGCUUCGUCUGCACCAGAUGGUUACUUCGGUAUAAGGAAAAAUGAGUUCUAAUCUAUUUACUUGAAUAUAUUGUUACGUGGUUGCGAAUUUUGUAGUUUUGUUGCAAAAUAUGCAGGAAUUGGUCCCGAAAUACCCAAAUAUGAACAUUGAAAAAGCAACUACUUUUUGGUUGAACUUUCGAACUAAAGUCGCUGUACUUCACCAAAACUACGGUCCGACUCGGCUUAAGGUAAACGUCAUAGGUUAAUUGAUAUUUGUACUCAAAAG